Molecule: messenger RNA, 198 nt
Organism: Penicillium taxi
Lineage: Eukaryota; Fungi; Ascomycota; Eurotiomycetes; Eurotiales; Aspergillaceae
Exons: 2
Coding region: 1-198 (65 amino acids)
Source: RefSeq, a predicted model, not a curated record
AUGUACUCAUGCGCAAAUCAACCCCGAGGAUGCCGAGGCCGUGUCAACCAAAGAGGCUCCAAAUGCUCUGAUUGUAGGCAACUGAACUUGCGACGCCCAGCGUCUUCAUCUCCCUUUGCACAACCACGAAACUUCAAGCGUCAGCUUCCUUCAGAGUUCCUCAGCGAGUCAGCAAAUAUGUCCAGCUCGAACAUGUAA